GUGUGUGUGUGUGUGUGUGAGAGAGAGAGAGAGAGAGAGAGAGAGAGAGAGGUAGCUAUAGAAGACAGAUAGUGAAAAGAACAACAGAAAAAAGACUGAUGGAGAAAAAGAGAGAGUGUGGACAAUGUGGACAAAUAAAGAAAGAGGAAAAGAUAGGAGAGAGAGUGAAAAACACUUUCCAAGAGAGAACUGAAGAGAGAGAGAGAGAGAGAACUGAAGAAAGAGAGAGAGAGCGAGAGACAGAGGGAGAGACACAGAGAGAGAGAGAGAGAGAGAGAGAGAGAGAGAGAGAAAGUAAAAAAGAAAGUGUAAAAGGAUAAAGGGAGAGAUAGAAGGGAGAUGGUGACCCAAAGGAAAGUGAUGAAUGACAUGAAGAAAGAAAAGUGAAAAAGAAAGAGAGAUAAAGAGAGAGAGAGAGAGAGAGAGAGGAAGGACGCUGACUGAGAGACAGACAGGUAGAGAGAGAGACCGUGAGUGAGUGCAUUAGCUGUAGUGGCUUUGAUCAGCGUGUGUGUGUGUGUGUGUGUGUGUGUGUCAUGGCCUCUCCAGCCAGCUGUGAGGGGACUGCCUUGUGGGGGAGGGGCUGGGUGUGUGUGUGAGUGUGUGAGUGUGUGUGUGACGGUGUGACGGUUCGAGUGCGUGCACAUCUUCUGAGCAGUUUUUGCGCGAGCGCAGGAGGAGUGAGGAGAGAGAGAGCGCGCGCGAGCGAGACUGCUGAGUGUGUGCAGCGCGAGCGCGAGCUUUUGUCGGGAGUCGCGUGUGUGUGUAAGGGAGUGUGUGUGUGUGUGUGUGUCGCGCGCAGUAGAACUUGUAGAGACAGGAGCAGGAAAUGGCAGAGCGCGCGGAGGCUGCAGUGUGAGCACCAUGUCUCAGGCGAUUUGCUGCACGCUGGUGAACUGUACCUGCGACAGUUUCAGACCCGGAAAGCUGAAACGUCGUCAGUGUGAGAACUGCAGGCACGGAUGGGUCGCUCACGCUCUAAGCAAGCUGAAGAUGCAGCACACGUAUGACGGAGGCCAGGUGGAGAUCGUUCACUCCAACGUGGUGUUUGAUAUCUGCAGUUUGAUGCUGUACGGUACGCAGGCCAUCCCGGUGCGGCUGAAGAUCCUGCUCGAUCGACUCUUCAGCGUCCUGAAGCAGGACGAAGUCAUCAAAAUCCUCAACGCGCUCGACUGGACGCUGCAGGACUACAUACGAGGAUACGUCCUGCAGGAUGUGGCUGGCAAAGUGCUGGACCGCUGGGCCAUCAUGACCUUCGAGGAGGAAAUUGCGACACUGCAGCAGUUCCUCCGCUUCGGAGAGACUAAAUCUAUCGUGGAGCUGAUGGCACUGCAGGACAAAGAAGGGCAAGCGAUCAUCGUGCCGACAGUUAGAGCAAACUCGGACAUCCGUAGCUUCAUAGAGAGCAGCACGCAACGUCCAUCUGUGGCAGCCACAACGGAGCCUCUGAGCAGAAACAAUGGCCACCACUUUGAGAGUUUGGUCAACAACAUGACCUUCAUGCUGCCCCUGCAGUUGCUUAACUCUGUUCCUGCACCACUGCUCAGGUCCAGAGCAGAUUCCCGACAGCAGGAGGUUCCAACACGACCCGAAAUUCUGGAUUCAAACCUUGACACCUCCUCUCACCUCACCUCUGAUGCAGAUAGAGAAGAUGCACCCAUGGAGAGAGUAAGCACCAAUUUAGAAUCAGAUGAUUUCACGCUGAGCGAUAACUAUUCCUCACCCUCGACACCUUGCACACCGUCGAUCAGCUCGGAUAUCGCACAAGCGUCGCCGGAGUCGAAAAUCCGUCUAGGAGUUGGGAUGAAAAAAGGCCGUGUUUUCUGCAGUGCCUGCGAGAAAACCUUUUAUGACAAAGGAACGCUGAAGAUCCAUUACAAUGCUGUUCACCUCAAGAUCAAGCACAAGUGCACUAUCGAGGGAUGCAACAUGGUCUUCAGUUCGUUGAGAAGCCGCAACCGGCACAGCGCCAACCCGAACCCGCGCCUGCACAUGCCCAUGAAUCGAAACAGUCGGGACAGGGAUGUCAGGGAUGGACUGAGUGCGGGGGAAGAGGCAGAAAAGCGGGACCUCAGCAGGCCUGUCUCCAGCUACAUCAGCAAUUCUGAGCCCAAACUGCACAGCUCCUUUUCAAGCAUCAGCCACAGCGGGAUUGUCUUCCCCAACCUGAAGACUGUGCAGCCAGUGCUGCCUUUCUACCGCAGCCUGGUGACGCCUGCUGAGCUUGCCAACACACCUGGAAAUCUGCCCUCCCUGCCCCUACUGUCUUCUUCUUCCGUGCCUGUAAGCAUAGGAGACAUGGAGAGCAACCCAGAGCCCGUGCCCAAGAAGAAGUCCCGUAAAUCCAGCAUGCCCAUAAAGAUAGAGAAAGACGAGCUGGAAGAGCGAAGCAGCUCCAAUGAUGAUGACGACGAUCCUCCUGCCAGUAUGAACUCUGGGAUGGACUGUGUGGUCAAGACAGAAUGUGAUGAGCAUGGUGUUGUUCAUCCCUCAAUCCAUCCCUCCAUCCUCACCCAUUCUUCCCAUACAGAACAACCAGAAACAGAGGGCAAACACCAAACCCAGGGGUGCAGUCUCACACACUCCCUUUCAUCCUUCAGCAACAUGCAAAGAAAUUUACUUGAUUUUGGGGACCAAACCUGCAGUGAAGGCUUGGAUCUAAGACCCACUGACCAAGUGGCACUAAGCAGCACGCCCUGCGGGUCAGAGGUCCACACAGACGGCGAUGGUGUCCAACAGAUAGUGUGUGCAGAUGAUGAAGACGAGCUUCUCCAUCAGUGUGAGAGUUGCAAUAAGACCUUUAAAAACUCCUACAGCGCCAAAAUGCAUUACCGCAGCGUCCACUUGAAGGAGAUGCACAUGUGCACCGUAGCAGGCUGCAAUGCUGCGUUCCCAUCCCGCAGGAGCAGAGACAGACACAGUGCAAAUUUAAAUUUACACCACAAGCUGUUGACCAAAGAUCACUACAUCUUCACUCCGUCCUGCAGGGACGUCACUACGGAUUCUCACCCUGAAUUCCCUCCUAAAGAUCCUCUGAGCCAGACGUCUGUUAUCUUCAAGGGAACAAACCGUACGGGCCUCGUGUUUCCGAUGAGCAAAUCCUCAGAGAGCGUAGAGGAUCUGGUGGAGGACGAGGCGGUGUUGGACCUAAGCACCAGAGGAAGUGGUCACUCUUCUUCCUGGGACUCAGAUGCGUGCAGCGAGGAGGAGCUCCCCCUGGAGGACAGCGAUGAGAACGAGAGUUGUGAUGGGUUGAAUCCCAGUGCGGUCAGUCUCGGGCCGCAGGCCAACAACUCCUCCACACCCAUCACCUGCCACGUCUGCCAGAAGGUUUACAGCAACAAGGGCACAUUCAGGGCUCACUACAAAACUGUGCACCUUCGGCUCCUGCACAAGUGCAAGGUACCAGGGUGUGACACCACGUUCUCCUCCGUCAGGAGCCGCAACCGACACAGCCAGAACCCGAAUUUACACCGGAACCUUCCGACAAACAACACCACCGUCACUCAGGAGUAG
Ictalurus furcatus (blue catfish) is the source of this 3516-nucleotide messenger RNA. RefSeq names its product basonuclin 1 (gene bnc1). The transcript has 5 exons. Gene Ontology annotation, biological process: regulation of transcription by RNA polymerase I. NCBI's taxonomy places the organism in Eukaryota, Metazoa, Chordata, Actinopteri, Siluriformes, Ictaluridae. Bases 865 to 3516 code for a protein of 883 amino acids. The record is from RefSeq and is a predicted model, not a curated record. Gene Ontology annotation, cellular component: nucleus.